GAUUUUUCAAGUUUUCGUUUAUUCCCUGAUCUUCCGGGAGUUAUCUCCUCCACGUUGCAUUAUGGAUGUUUGUAGGAUUUUCAAUCGGAUAGUAUACUUUUUGGUGGAAAAAUCGUUGGGCGAUAUCUCGAAAUUCGACCCAUUUGAUGUAUUGAAGCUCGUCGCAUUGUGGGGUGGACGUUUAUGUCUGCUGAUUUUCGUGGGCACACUCUGCAAUGUUACAUAUGUGGUAAUCUUCAAGAUGAUACCAGUUGAAUGGAACGAAUGCCAAAAUAUGUCGUUCUUCGUGUUCCGUUUUGUGCUCCUUAUCUACAUUUACUACAGUGUCGUUUUUCACUACUACAAGGCCCGGACUCUGACACCUGUUGUGAAUCCAGGGACUCCCAGUGACUCAUUUUGUAUCAAAUGCAACAAUUGGAAAGGUCCAUCAACAUCUCAUUGUAAAGCUUGUGACAAAUGUAUCUACCGUAUGGAUCAUCAUUGCCCUCAUAUUGGACAAUGUGUUGGAGCACACAAUCAGAGCCACUUCUUCCUUUUUCUUUUCUAUCUUCAAAUUGCAACGGGCCUCUUUUUCUUGAUGGCUACAACGUUUUGGAUGAAAUGGAUAGAGACUCGUAAAGAACUAACUGCAAUCCCGGAUGAUCAAUGCUGGCCUCCAUAUUGUUUUAAUAGAUAUUACUACUUGAUUACACGUUCUCAAGGAACCGAAGACACUAUGGUUAAAUUCGCAUUUUUCCUUUUCGUAACACUUCAUUGGAUUAUGUGGGGAUUUGUUGGUGUCUACGUAGGAAUCAUUUCAUUUGGAUUAACUAUGGCGAUGAAAAUGUUUCAAAAGUCGGACGCUGAAUCUCGUAAACCUUUCACUUGGUUCACAAUCAAAGCUCGUUGGAGAAAAUACAUGAACUGUCAAGAUGAGCCACUUUGGAAGAUAUUUUUUAUUCCGAAAACCCGCAAAAUUGUGUCGUAUAACGAUUAUAAGGAGUUAAUUAUGUAGAAUUAUUGUAGAAUUGUCUAAUUUUCUCUUUUUUAAUGUGGUUUUUUAUAUUGAGUUUUUUUGGUUGGCAAUAAAAGGAAUUGAAAAUCGG
Messenger RNA from Caenorhabditis elegans, 1085 nucleotides. RefSeq names its product Palmitoyltransferase (gene dhhc-12). The record is from RefSeq and is marked reviewed. Lineage: Eukaryota; Metazoa; Nematoda; Chromadorea; Rhabditida; Rhabditidae. Gene Ontology annotation, molecular function: protein-cysteine S-palmitoyltransferase activity; palmitoyltransferase activity; acyltransferase activity. Gene Ontology annotation, cellular component: membrane. The transcript has 8 exons. Bases 62 to 994 code for a protein of 310 amino acids.